Molecule: messenger RNA, 651 nt
Organism: Candida albicans SC5314
Lineage: Eukaryota; Fungi; Ascomycota; Pichiomycetes; Serinales; Debaryomycetaceae
Gene: VPS20
Product: ESCRT-III subunit protein
Exons: 1
Coding region: 1-651 (216 amino acids)
Biological process (GO): vesicle budding from membrane; late endosome to vacuole transport via multivesicular body sorting pathway
Cellular component (GO): ESCRT III complex; multivesicular body
Source: RefSeq, a predicted model, not a curated record
AUGGGACAGCAACCAUCGACUCCUAAAAUAACUGCACAAGACAGGGCUAUCUUUCAGUUGAAGCAGCAACGAGACAAACUAAAACAGUAUCAGAAACGUUUAAACACAAUCAUUGAAAAGCAAACAGAAUUGGCAAAGAAAGCCGUACUUAAUAAACAACCCGAGAAGGCUAAAUUUUAUUUGCGCUCUAAGAAGCAACAAGAAUCGGUAAUCAGUACCACCUUCGAUCAACUAAACAACUUGGAAAAGUUGAUUGGGACAAUUGAAUUUAAGUUGAUUGAAAAAGAUGUUGUGUAUGGAUUACAACAGGGUAACAAGGUAUUGCAGAAAUUAAAUAAUGAGAUGCAAGUCGAAAAAAUUGAUGCAUUAAUUGAUCAAUUAGAGGACGAGAAAUUAAAGGUAGACGAAGUUAGUGAGUUAUUAGGAGGUGUCGAUCAAUUGAAUAGAUCAGAAGAAGACGAAGUGGACAAAGAGUUUCAAACUUUGCAAGAAGAAAUACAUGGCAAAAUCAAACAGGUCACAGAAGAAGAAGAAGAAGAAAGCAAUUUACCUAAAGUACCGAACACCAAACCUAUGCCAGAGGCUCCAAGUAAUGAAAUCGAAGAACAUACACCACAAAAGGAAACAAAACAUGAACCGAUUGCCAUAUAA